Molecule: messenger RNA, 3445 nt
Organism: Betta splendens (Siamese fighting fish)
Lineage: Eukaryota; Metazoa; Chordata; Actinopteri; Anabantiformes; Osphronemidae
Source: RefSeq, a predicted model, not a curated record
UGACCCGUCAGUUCACCUGCUUCUCCAUCAACCAUGUUUCCUGCAGCUCUGCUGCUGCUGUUGGCAGCUGGAUCCAGUGUGAAGUGUGAACAGCUGACACAGCCAGACUCUGUGACUGUGCAGCCAGGUCAGCAUCUGACCAUCACCUGUCAGGUCUCUUAUUCUAUGACCAGCUACUACACAGCUUGGAUCAGACAACUGCAGAAAGGACUGGAGUGGAUGGGAUAUUCAUGUGCUGGUUGUACUCCAGUCUACAAGGAUUCACUGAAGAACAAAUUCAGUAUUAGUGUUGAUUCUUCCAGCAACACAGUGACUCUAAACGGACAGAACCUGCAGCCUGAAGACUCUGCUGUUUAUUACUGUGCCAGAGACUACUAUGGUGCUUUUGACUACUGGGGAAAGGGUACAACUGUGACUGUCUCAUCAGCCACCUCAACUGCACCGACUGUGUUUCCUCUGGUGCCAUGUGGUUCUGGGACUGGAGACAAAGUCACUCUUGCCUGCCUGGCCACCGGCUUCACACCCUCCACACUGACAUUCAGUUGGACCAAAGACGGUACUGUCUUGACCGACUUCAUUCAGUAUCCUCCGGUACUGAAAAACGACGUCUACACUGGAAUCAGUCAAAUCCAAGUCAACAAAGCUGACUGGACCAGCGAGAACCCUUUGAAAUGUUCCGUGACGCAUGUUGGCGGAGAUGCAAAUGGAGUUCUACUGCCACCAUCACGGAAUAUUGUCCCUCCAAACAUCACCCUGUAUCCUGUCUGGGACGAUGACGAUGGCGCCUCAUCAGUCAAACUCAUCUGCACCCUCAGUGGCUAUUUUCCUGACACACUGGAGGUGCAGUGGAAAAAGGAAGAUGCAACUCUGGAUCACGGAGAACAAACCCAAACGAAGCUGCAGACAGUGAAUUCAAAAGGCUUCACGCUAAGCAGUGAGAUUAAGCCAAAAAAGGGAGAGUGGGAGAAAGGCACGAAAUAUACAUGCAAGUCCACCCACAUGGAAACGACGUUUAAUAAAACAAUAAGUAUUUGCAACUUUCAUUGGAGAACCCGUCCUUCUGUUCAAGUGGAGAUUCCCAGUUUCAACACAGUAAUGAUGGCAAAAUCUGAGGUUGAAGCCACAUGUGUAGUCAAGUUUGAUCUUAAACCAAAAGUAACCUGGCUGAAGGAUGGUGUAGAAGCAUCAAACACAAAAAUAGAGAACAAGGACAAUGGAACUCAUAUGGUCAGUAAACUGAAGGUUUUAUCCAGUGAAUGGAAACAGCUGAAGAGUGUAACAUGCAAAGCAGUGGAUCAGUGCUCCUCCACCGCUGAGAAAACUGUGAACAUUGAAAAAAAGAAUAUUGUCUCUCCAAGCAUCACCCUGUAUCCUGUCUGGGACGGUGACAAUGGAGCCUCAUCAGUCAAACUCAUCUGCACCCUCAGUGGCUAUUUUCCUGACACACUGGAGGUGCAGUGGAAAAAGGGAGACGACCCCCUAGACAGCCAAGAACAAACCCAAAGGAAGCUGCAGAGUGUGGCUCCGGAGGAAACCUACAGUCUGAGCAGUGAGAUUAAGCCAAAUAACAAGCACUGGGAGGGAGGCACGAAAUAUACAUGCAAGUCCACUCACAACAAUAAGGAAUUUACAAAAACAAUAAGUAUUUGUAAAGUUCGCGGGAGAAGCCUUCCUUCUGUGGAAGUGGAGAUUCCCAGUUUCAAGACAGUAAUGACUUCGUCUGAGGUUGAAGCCGUGUGUGUGGUCCAGUCUGCUUAUAAAGCCAAGGUCACCUGGCUGAAGGAUGCGAAUAAAGCACCGGCAACGCAAACAGAGAGCAACGCAAUGCCCAUAGUCAGUAAACUGAAAGUUUCAUCCAGUGACUGGAAACAGCUGAGGAGUGUAACAUGCAGAGCAGAGCACCCGUGCUUCCAAACCACUGAGAAAAGUGUCAACGUUAAGGGUGUGGUCACGCGUCCGUCAGUGGAGAUCCGGAGGUCGCUCACGGGUUUGGAGCAGGGAGACCUCGUGCUGCUGUGUAACGUUACAGGACUCUCCUCCACGGACCUUUACAUCACCUUCCAGGACAACAAGGGAGAGACCUCUGACCAGCUCUACGUUUACCUGCCUGAAGCUCCGGGCCUUCAUUCAGUCACCAGAGAGUGGUCUGUGAAUGCAUUGUCUGGGAUGAAGGACAGAAGUUUCACCUGUACAGUGACUCAAGACUUCACCGGCGGCGUCAAAUCAAAUUCUAUUAGUUUUGAUGCGGAGCCUUCGGUGGAUGUUUCUGCUGGUGAGGAGUCGGACCCGCAGCGACUCGUGUGCUCUGGUUCUGGCGUCAGCCCCCAAAUUCAGUGGCUCUGUGGGUCUGAGAAGGUAACCAGCAAAACAACCAGCAGCAUUAGCAUGGGUGCAGACGGACGCGUGACCGUAAGCAGUCAGCUUCCAGUCCCUGAGAACGAGUGGAAAACAGGGAGGAGCUUCACCUGUGAGGUUUCUGACAAGUCCCUCAAUAAACAGGCCACGAAGACCAUCAGUUUCUGUUCAGCCGCUCCUUCGUCCUCUCGCUUUGUCAGCGUUUAUGCCCGUGGACCACGAGCUGAGGAGCUUCUGAAGGACGAGCAGGUGACCGUCACCUGCCUGCUGGUCGGCCUCGGGCUCAAACACUUCGCCAUCACCUGGAAGGUGGAUGGGAUCGAGCAGCGUGCGAACAUCAACACAACGCAGCCCGUGAGUCACAGCAACGGAACGGAGACUCUGCAGAGUUUCUUCAAGAUUUCUGCGAAGGACUGGGACGCUUUCAAGCAGGUUUCGUGUGCGGGGAAGCACAUUUGUCCCAGCCAGAGCUAUGAGGACCACGUAAGGAAGAACACAGUGAUCUACAGUGAACCUUCAGCCACUUUGCUCCAGGGCUCACAUGAGCUCGUGUGUCUGGCCACGGGCUUCAGUCCUGCAUCCAUCAACAUCAGCUGGUCGGUGAAGAACUCCAGGAAGCCCGUCUACCACACGACGGAGCCCCACGCGGCCACAAACGGGACGUUCAGCAUUCAGAGCCAUCUCAACCUGUCCCAUAACGUGUGGUUACCCGGGGACACCAUCAUCUGCACCGUGACCCACCAAAACACCACGCUGUCCCUGAAUGUAACUAAGCCAGAUAUGCUGGGAAAGUGUCUGUUCCUGGAUGAAAUUCUGCAGGCUGACGUGUACCAGGACGUAAGCGUGGACAGCUGGUACCCCAUGGUCACCUUCCUCCUCCUGUUCCUCACGGCCGUCGUUUACAAUGUCGGGGUGACUAUGGUUAAGACUAAAUGACAGCGACCACAGGACACGUCACCAUUUUUGGACCGGUUCAUUUUGUAGUUCUUUAUUCAAUUCUAACGCAUUAAGUUUUUAUGUUUCACUUGCGUGUUGACGUUGUGCUGUAUGUGUAUUGUGCAUGUGACGACACCAAUAUAAUAAACUCUCG